Molecule: messenger RNA, 966 nt
Organism: Talpa occidentalis (Iberian mole)
Lineage: Eukaryota; Metazoa; Chordata; Mammalia; Eulipotyphla; Talpidae
Product: olfactory receptor 1440-like
Exons: 1
Coding region: 1-948 (315 amino acids)
Biological process (GO): sensory perception of smell; G protein-coupled receptor signaling pathway
Cellular component (GO): membrane
Molecular function (GO): odorant binding; olfactory receptor activity; G protein-coupled receptor activity
Source: RefSeq, a predicted model, not a curated record
AUGGCUGGAGGAAGGAAUGGUACAACAGUCACCAAAUUCAUCCUUUUAGGUUUCUCAGAUUUCCCCAAGCUCAAAAUUACUCUCUUCAUAGUUUUCAUGGGCCUUUACCUCUUGGCAGUGACCUGGAACCUGAGUCUCAUUACCGUGAUUAGAAUGGACUCCCACCUACAUACACCCAUGUACUUUUUCCUCAGCAACUUAUCCUUCUUAGAUUUGUGCUAUGUUACCUGCACAGUCCCUAAAAUGCUCUCAGAAUUCUUCAAGAAGCAGACAACCUUCCCCUUUAUGGGGUGUAUUGUGCAAUACUUCUUCCUCGCCAUCCUGGGUCUGACUGAGUCCUUUCUCCUAGCAGCCAUGGCUUAUGAUCGCUAUGCCGCCAUUUGCAGUCCUCUGCUCUAUGCUGCCAUCAUGUCUCCCACUCUCUGUGUGCAGAUGGUGGUUGGAUCCUAUAUAUCUGGUCUCUUUGGAGCAAUAAUCCAACUGUGCGCUUUACUUCAGCUUGAUUUCUGUGGCCCCAAUGUCAUCAACCAUUUUUUCUGUGACAUGCCUCAAUUAUUAGCUCUAGCCUGCUCUGAAACCUUUUACCUCCAAGUCAUAAAAUAUGUGUUAGCAGUGAUCUUUGGUGUGCUAUCUGUCUUAGUCAUCAUGAUAUCUUAUGUUUAUAUUGUUGCAACCAUCCUGAGAAUCAGCUCAGCUGAAGGCAGGUCCAAGACGUUCAGUACCUGUGCUUCUCACCUGACUGCGGUGACCUUUUACUUUGGAUCAGCAUUCAUUGUCUACCUGCACCCCGGCACAAAUAAAUCUGUAGGCUAUGACAAGAUGUUCUCAAUCUUCUAUACAAUGGUGGUCCCCAUGCUGAACCCAUUGAUCUACAGUCUGAGGAACAAGGAAAUCAAAGAUGCCUUGAAGAGGUGUAAGAAGAGGACAUUUUCCCAUUGUCACAGCUAAUUAAGUGUCAGGUAGGCU